This is a messenger RNA of Engraulis encrasicolus (European anchovy), 4667 nucleotides long. RefSeq names its product DnaJ heat shock protein family (Hsp40) member B6b (gene dnajb6b). Lineage: Eukaryota; Metazoa; Chordata; Actinopteri; Clupeiformes; Engraulidae. The transcript has 10 exons. Bases 406 to 1446 code for a protein of 346 amino acids. The record is from RefSeq and is a predicted model, not a curated record. Gene Ontology annotation, molecular function: Hsp70 protein binding.
CGCAACAGAAUGUACAUCGAUGCGCAUGGAUGCGAUACUGUUCAAGAUUAGGGAGCCAAAAGGACGUUCUGCCUCGACGAUUCACCCACUGGUGAAACAGACCCACGCUUGAUAUCGUAACAACGUGGCAAAGAAGUAACGCAUACUCUGCAUUUGGACAGAAACAAUUAUCCAGCCGCAUAGUACCAUCUUACAGGACUUUGCUGUUGAAACAGACUGAAGCUUGACUUGCCAUCACUGGAAUUCAUAGAUUGGAAGAGGAGCCUGAACAAAGAACCUCUCUGGAGAUCAACGUUGUAGGAGGCUGAUCCGGUGGUGAAGGAAGUCGUAAAGAGCGAGGAGGUCAAGAAGGAGGAGGAGGAAGAGGAGGGCAGGCCUCAGGCCCAGCCGGAGCUGCGCUGUGCCAUGGUGGAGUACUACCAGAUCCUGGGCGUCCCCAAGAACGCGUCGCAGGAUGACAUCAAGAAAGCGUACAGAAAACAGGCCCUGAAAUGGCACCCAGACAAGAACCCCGAUAACAAGGACGAGGCGGAGAGGAGGUUUAAGGAGCUCUCAGAGGCCUAUGAAGUGCUGUCAGAUGAGAACAAGAGGAACCAGUACGAUAGGUUUGGCAAGGAAGGCCUCAGUCGAGGAGGUGGUGACAGAGGAGGACACUAUGAUAACCACUUUGGUGGUGGCUUCACAUUCCGGAACCCAGAGGACGUCUUCAGGGAAUUCUUCGGCGGCCGAGAUCCGUUUGCAGACUUUUUCGCUGAUGACCCGUUUGAUGACUUCUUCGGAGGUGGUCGUCGCCACAGGGGGGUGAGCAGGAGCAGGACAACGGGUCCCUUCUUCCCCGGUUUCGGAGGGGGCUUCCCCGGCUUUGGAGCAGGCUUCUCAGGAUUCGACUCGGGUAUGGGUGUGUGUCAGGGCUUGACACUGGCGGGCGCCAUGGCGCCAAAUGCGGGGUUCUCCCACUUUGGCCAGAUGGGGGGUGGGGGCUUCGCCUCCUUCUCCUCCUCCUCGUUCGGGAACGGGGGCGGCGGCGGCGGCGGCAACUUCCGCUCCGUGUCCACCUCCACCAAGUUCAUCAACGGCAGGAAGAUCACCACCAAACGGAUCGUGGAGAAUGGGCAGGAGCGCGUGGAGGUGGAGGAAGAUGGCGAGCUCAAGUCCCUCACAGUCAACGAUAUGCCUGAAGGGAACGCCUUGGAGGACGAGCCACACAGAGUCGUGGCGCCAUGGCGGACGAACUCGCUCCCCGCUCCGCCCUCCCUCCACCACGGACGCUACCUCAAGAGCAGUGCCCAGAACCCCCCAGAGGAGGAGGAGGACCGGGGCCUGCAGAGCCUGGGACUCGCCAGAGGACUGUUUGAUGCCAGGAGGAAGAAACUGUGGCUGAGGGAGGGAGAUACUAAGAAGAAGCGGGCACCCCGAUUGGCUCCUAGGAUUGGGGCGUGGUUUUGAGAGAAGCUAAUGUCACUGUUUCAUGCAUUGGAAUGAUGUGGAGACACCUCACAUAGUCUACACAUGCAGACACACACACACACACACACACACACGCUCACACACACACACGCACACACAAACAUGCAACAAAACAAACAUAAAUGCCAGUGCCUCAGUGCUCUCUCACACAACAACCUUUAUUUAUUCAUGUUAGUGAAUCCACCCCACUGAGAUAUGAGUGAGUCCUCUCUCUCUCUCCCUCUUGCGCGCUCUCUCUCUCUGCCUCUGUCUCUCUGUGUGUGUGUGUGUGUCUCUCUCUCUCUCUCUCUCUCUCUCUCUCUCUCUCUCUCUCUCUCUGCCUCUGCCUCUGUCUCUCUCUCUCUCUCUCUCUCUCUCUCUCUCUCUCUCUCUCUCUCUCCCUCUCUCUCUCUCUCUCUCUGCUGCUCUCCCAUUAGAGUUCUCCCCAUUCAGCGGUGUGAAUAUGUAUCCUGAAUAUGUAGAUUUCCUUUUCAAGGUCUUCCUAUUCUCUCCUUGCUCUCCUGAGCUUAUAUGUGUUUAUUUUUUGGCGUUCCUGAAUGCUGCAAUGGCUUUUCCUCCUGAAUGCAGCUCUCUCUCUAAUUACCCAGUUGGAGAAGCCAGUGGGGAGGAGAGGUAGACGAGACGGGGCGCGUCUCUGUACUCCGUACGUGCAACCUUUCACCCACACAGUCAAUACUGCAGUGUUAAUUAAUUCAACCCUUACAGAGUUGAAUUCGACACCCAUGGUGUUGGUACCACUCUCUAAGGGUUGAAUUAGCACUGUAAAAACACUGUGCACUUAGUGUGUUUGUGUGUGUGUUUUUUCAUGUGUGUUUGGAUGACUGUUUUGUGUUUUCUUUUUCUCUCUUGUGUAUAGUGUCUGUAGGCUAUGCCACAUGGUCGGACACAUUGAAUUGCAAGGCACAUACUGUACGGCACAAGGCCACUGCACAUAUGCAAUUAUAGGUGGGGAUGUAAGAAUUGUAAGAUUAUUAGAAAAAGAAAAAAACAAUCAGGUAAGAGGGUGGACUUGCUUUGAAUGUGUAUGUGGAUAUAUGGCAUCUGUAUGCUUUGAAUAGUGUUAAUCCUUGGAUGUGUGCAUUUGUAUUUCAUUCGAUAUUCAGUGUCAAAAACAUGGAAACCUUCUCAGAUUUGUAUGUAAAGUGUACUCAAAUUCAAAAUAGUAGAAAGUAAGGUUUUACUCAAUUCCUUUGGUGAAUGGAAUGCUAAUGAGAUGUAAUGUGCUACUGUUCACAUGUGGCACAGCAGAUAUUAGGGGGGAACCUGGUUGGCAUUGUGGAUGGGCUUGAAAGCCAACAAUGGAUUGAGGAUAAAGUGUGUGGUCAGGUGGAGGUAGGGACGGGGCGUAAUCACAGGGUGAGUGACAGAUCAAGGCACCAGUGACAGGUUUCAGAUCUUAUGAACGCAGCUAUUAGAGAGUUAACUAGCCAAUGGGGUCAAAGAGGACAGAAUAAAAGGCACAAAAGGAAGACAUAAGACACAAAGAAUAAGACGAACAAGCUACCUUACGUACCUACAGGGGUGAGAAAGGUAGAAUGUUUUACAUUAUUCAUACAGGGACUUGAGAGGACAAGUUGUCACUGUGCCCAUCCUUUACCCUGGUGUUAAACACUGUAUCAAUAUUUCAGGCCAUUGGAAGGAAGCAGAAAUCAAUGCCUUUAUAAUGGAAGCCCUCCUUUUGGGUAGAUGCCAAAGCUGAAUACAAAGUGUUCACAUUCACUACCCAGCAUAUGUAGGUCACAAAACAAUGAAAUUCACAACAUACACUGUGCCGGUGCCCGUUCCCGCACCUAAUCGCGAACCGACCGUCGUGUUCACACCACAGCUUUUAUCGUUCGCGAACCCGAAAGUUGGUUCGCAAUACCAACGGCAAAAUACUAGGUUUUUCUCCACGAACGGUGAUGACAGCGUGGCCGUCAGCAGGUUCAUAUGGAUAACACAGUCACGUGCGGAUAAAGUUCAGAGCCCGGUAUGAACACGGGAGGUUCGCAGAUAAGCACUUUAGUGCCGAACGUAGCCUAACUGGUGUGGGCACCGGCACCGGCUCCGUUCUGGUCGACCUGAAAGCCCUAUGUGAGGGAACCCCACGGUUCUCGAAAAGGAACCUCGGAGAACCUUUAGGAGUUCCUCCACAGUGCCAAACUGGAGAACCCCUAAAAAGGUUAUUUGAGAAACCCUGGGUUUCCACUGUAAAGAGCCCCUGUAAAGGCAUCUCUGAGGGAACUUGAGGGAACUUGAAGGAACCUGAGGGGUUCUACCGAGUAGAGUAACCCCCGAUUCAGCAGUGGGUUAAUUGAGGAACUUUUUUCUUUUCUUUUUUAAAUGUACAUAACAAAAAAAAUCAGAUAUAGCCUAGCCAAGGUUUGUCACAGACAGGAAAAAAAAUGGAGGCUUUCUUUAGCAGUGUUUUUGGUCAGUACAAUACAUGGGUAAAGAAAUCAGAGUUCUGAUUCCAGAAUACCAAAGAAUAAAUCGGGCCGGGAAAUGACAAGGGCUGCUUUUGGGGGAAUAAUUGCACUUCCAUUGAGAUUAGUGGUGAUGUAAUGUAACAGAGUGGCUGAAGUAAUAUCUCUUGUGUGACAGCGCUGUCAAAUAAAAACUACAAUUGGAUGGAAAGCCAGCCAGGAAACCGUGGGUGAGGAAGAAUCAAAUGAUUUGACAUCCUACUGAUUGUGGUGUAAUUGGCUUAAUUGAUCCGACUCCGUUCAGUCACUAUGAAACUAAGAGUUUGUAACGUUAUUUGUCCUACAUUUAUGUCAACAUUCAUCAGGUAUGUGGUCUGUCGCAGCCAGAAAAACAUUUUUGUGUGCAAUACCGUAAUGAAACCAUUCACCACUACUAGGACUUUGACAAAGUGAAUCUGUCUUUAGGCCAUAUUAUGUUUUUUUUUUCCCUUCGCUGUAAUAUUUUAGCGGUCUGUCAUGACUGAAAUAAUAAUUCUGUGGAACUGCAUGAAUUUCCAUGCUCGCUCAACGGAUGAAGAGGCAUGGUGCUGUUAUGUUUUAAUGCCGUAAUGCUGGAUGAUAUUGUUUCUUCAUGAACGUGUCAUUUCUGUUUUACAGUCUGAUGGUCAUCGUAUGUAUGCGUGUUGUGUGCUGUAUAGAGAAUGGUCUAUGCUUUCUUGUGGUCAGUUGGGAGUUGGACAUAUUUUUUUGAAACUUCUCUUUUCUAUAUCUGCAGAAUAAAACAUUAAAGGAAAA